CAGGAGGACUAGAAAUUUUAUGCUCAUCCCCCAGUGAUCAAGUGCACUGCGAAGAGUUGACAAUGAGCAUGGAAACCGCUGUUAUGGAACCCCAAUCUUCUACCACUCCUGACUCCCCCAGUACACGCUCGAGAAGACAGAUUCCUCGUCACCUCUGGCAGCCUGAUGGCGAGGCUGAUCGCUGCUCGAUUGCGUCAUGCAGCUCGACGUUCAACAAGUGGACGAUCGGAGUGAGCGGGAGGCAUCACUGCAGAGUGUGCGGGAGAGUGGUCUGCCAGCAGUGCUCCCGUGGCACUAUAAACCUUCUGCCCUCGAAUGGUGGGAGAGCGUCGCUAGCUCGACCAGUCAGAGUAUGUGAUGCUUGUCGUCUCACUCAUGGGAAAGUUGAACUCAAGCCCUCCUACUUUGUAUCUAUUUUGUCGACCAUGAAUGCGAUGACUACAAACUUUCGGCGAAGGAAAAUAAACUCGACUCUUAUCUCGUCGGCACCUGCACUGGCGCGAUCUAGCUCGUCCUCCGAUCUUGGACAGAAUGUGGACGUUUCGUCAGUGAUGCCAACACUCAGGCACAGUGCAUCAGCUCCCUGCCUUCUGUCGAGCACGUUGAACAUGGAAGAGUUGGCGCACUCGAACCCUUCGGUCACAGGGCAGUCGGACGACGAACACUCGCAUGCGGAAACUCCAAACUCUACUAUCGUGCAGGGUCACGAGCAAGGAAGCUGUAACAUGUUGAACCCAUCGCUGCCUUUGCAGAUUCCUAGCGGCACGGGGCAGUUGAAGAGCAACCAAGCAACCAAGCCGGACAAUGACAAGAAUGCGGGACAGAAGAUGGAAGAGCUUGUGGGAGGGAGUGACCACGUCUCGAAGAGACUUAAAGUUCUCAAGGAGGCGCUGGAGAAAUUCUCUUUCUACGAGGGGCUUCUGCAGCAUGAGCCAGCGGCACUUAGAGCUCUUCUGGUAGCUGAGGCUGGAGGAUGCCUUCCAAGUCACCAGCAGUGAUACCGCAAAGUGAGGCUUCACGUACGGGCUUUACAGUGAACCCUGUGCGUUGUUGUGGAGUCACGAGGUUUUUUGCUGGGAUGUCUACCCAAGACUUUCCCUGCUGAGUUUUGUACGAUUAGAGAGCGAGAACGAUGUGUUAGGCUCGUCAAGCUCUUGUUGUGAUCAUAGUACAGUAAACAUCACGGUCACCGU
Molecule: messenger RNA, 1193 nt
Organism: Guillardia theta CCMP2712
Lineage: Eukaryota; Cryptophyceae; Pyrenomonadales; Geminigeraceae
Exons: 7
Coding region: 63-998 (311 amino acids)
Molecular function (GO): metal ion binding
Source: RefSeq, a predicted model, not a curated record